Molecule: messenger RNA, 1728 nt
Organism: Argiope bruennichi
Lineage: Eukaryota; Metazoa; Arthropoda; Arachnida; Araneae; Araneidae
Product: piggyBac transposable element-derived protein 3-like
Exons: 5
Coding region: 1-1728 (575 amino acids)
Source: RefSeq, a predicted model, not a curated record
AUGGAAGAGCAUAGGUCUGUUUACUUUGUUGAUACAGAUGGUAAAAAGAAAUUAUUGACAGAUGAAAUAUGGAAUGCUCUUUCGAGUGGAAGCGAUGAUGAUUUUGAUGAUAGCGAUGAAGAUCCUACAUUUAAUCCUAAUGUUCUCUUCAAUAGAAAUUCAGAAGAUAUUUCUGACAAUAACAAUGAUUCUGAAUCAUCUGAAAAUGAAGUGAAUAUUCAAAACGAAAGUUCGACUUCAGGUAACAAGACAUUAGAGGAAAAAAGUAAGAAAGUUAAAAAGGAAAAAAUUAAACUUGUAUGGAAGAAAAAGUCUUUGCAAGUAAAUCCUGAAAUCAUAACUUUCAGUGGAGAUACACAUGUACAACAGACACCUGAGAAACCUCUGAAUGUAACAUCAUCUGAUAUAAGAAAAUAUUUGGGAAUUUGUAUAUUGAGUUCUGUAUCAAGUGUUAAAGAUUUUAGAUUGUACUGGAAUCCUGCUGUUGGAAUAUCUCUCAUUCAAAAUUCUAUGCCCGUUAACGAAUUUGAAAAAAUAAGAAGAUAUCUUCAUUUCAAUGACAAUAAUGCAUUUUCAACUGAUUUGCAAGGAGGCCAGGAUAAGUUUUUCAAACUGAGACCUUUGAUUGAUGAACUUCAAAAAUCUUUCCUUUCCAUUCCUAUGGAAGAAUGUUUAUGUGUCGAUGAACAAAUGUGUGCUACUAAAGCUAGACACCAUUUAAAACAGUAUAUGCCUGACAAGCCCCAUAAAUACGGUUACAAACUCUUCAUUUUGAGUGGAGUAUCCGGAUUUGCAUACAAUUUCGAGAUUUAUGGUGGCAAAGAACUUGAUGUUGCUAAUAUACUUCAAGAGCCUGAUUUAGGAGCUAGUAGUAAUGUAGUUAUUAGAUUAACUCGUCCUGUUCAAGAAAAUGUUAAUCACAAACUUUACUUUGACAAUUAUUACACUUCUAUUCCUCUGCAAGUAUAUUUGAAGAAAAAGGGAAUUUUAUCUCUUGGAACUAUUAGAAGAAAUAGAAUUCCAGACUGCAAACUUCCAACUGAAAGGGAGCUGAAGUUACAAGUUCGUGGAUCCAUCACUGAAUUUGUGGCUGAAUAUGAUGGCUGUGAACUGUCAAAUGUAUCAUGGAAAGACAAUAAAACUGUCACAAUGCUCUCUACAUUUGCUGGUACAAACCCGGUAAGUGAAGUACAGCGCUUUGACAGGAAACAAAAAUGUCAUGUAAAAGUAAAUUGCCCUUACGUUAUAAAAACUUACAACAAGCACAUGGGAGGUGUGGACUUACUUGACAGUUUGAUUGGAAGGAUUGCAAAGAUUUCCAUUUAUGGGGAUAGACGUAGAUGGAAGGUAAAUAUAAAUCAUGAUUACCCAGUUGUAGAUGGAAGGAGAGAGAACCAAAAAGAUAUUCCAACUCUCGUUGUUGGAGCUAUUAUGACGCAACGCCGUUCGUCCAUUGCAAGUUUUUUUCUUGCGGUGAUUGUCUCGAAAUGGAACGCGGUCAGCGAAAGCGUUUUAUCAGUACUGGAUAGUGGAUCUGAAGAGAUAGAAUCGAGACUGAGACUCAAAACCAGAUUAAUUCAGAGGUCAAAGAAGAAAGAUGUGGAUCUGAAGAGCUUGGAUCCGGGACUAAGACUCAAAACCAGAUUAAAUCAGCGGUCAAAGAAGAAAUAUGUGGAUCUGGAUACUGAAUCUGAAGAGCUCAGAUCCGAGACUCAAAGUCAAAACUAG